AUGUCCGAUGCUUCCGACGGUCUCGUGCAAUGGCUUGAACGGAUUUAUCAGCGGCUGACCGAAUAUCGGGUUGACGCCUAUCUGGUUCCCUCUUCCGAUGCCCACCUGAACGAAUACGUGCCAACCUACCAGUGCCGCCGCGCCGCCAUCAGCGGCUUUGCCGGGUCGGCGGGCGACGUGUUGCUGUCGCCGCAUGGGAAUCACCUGUUCGUGGACUCGCGCUACCACCUGCAGGCCGAGCAGGAAGUCGAUACCGAUCAGUUCCGUGUCCACAAGGUUGGAUUGGCCGACGCCUAUACCCUGAAGGGCUGGCUGACGGAAAUGGAGAAGCAGCGCGGGACGCUGCGGGUUGGCUUCGAUCCGUUUCUGCACCCCAUGGCGUCCCAUGUGUCCUACGCUGCGGCCCUGUCGGCGUCCGGUUCGGCCUUGGUACCGAUCAACGUCAAUCUGAUUGACGAGGUGUGGGAGGACCGCCCGCCGGCGCCAGCGCAACCGAUCUACGCUCUGCCCGAUGAAGUGACGGGCCGUCCGGUCGGCGACAAGCUGGCGGCCAUUCGCCAACGGAUGACCGAGGCCGGAGCCGCGGCGCUGAUCGUCACGAAGCUGGACGAGAUCGCCUGGAUCACCAACUUGCGGGGCAGCGACAUUGCCUACAAUCCGGUGUUCGAGUCCUACCUGAUCGUCGAGAGCGAGCGUGCUACCUGCUUCACCCGCGCCACACCUUCUGCGGCCCUUCGGCAGGAGCUUGCGGGCCAUAUCGAUUUCCAGGCUUAUGAGGCUUACCCCCAGGCGGUGCGACAGUUGGAGAUACCGGCCGGACAGGCGGUGUGGCUCGACCCGACGGUACGACGAUGGGCACGCGCUUGCUGCUGCCGGAGACGGUGCGCGUUCAUGAACGCCGCAACCCCGUGGUGGCGAUGA
Messenger RNA from Geodia barretti, 921 nucleotides. Lineage: Eukaryota; Metazoa; Porifera; Demospongiae; Tetractinellida; Geodiidae. The record is from the annotation of a GenBank genome assembly.